CUCGUUCCGCUUUGACACUUGGUUUGUUGAUAUUGACUACGAACGAGAUGGGAUCGCUGGUUUGUAACUAACACGUGGACUGUCACCAGGGGCGUUAUAUGCCAACAUGUGUGCCCUUUACACGGAAGACACGAUUCGAGUGCAGACUGAGACUGGCGAGUGUAAGAUCGAUUUAUGUUUCGGUGACAUUACAAGUCUGAAAAAAGAAGAGGCGGUGGAUGUGUGCCUGGUGUCAGCAUUUCCUGGUGAUUAUGCCGCAACUCCGACAUCACUGAUUGGGGCAUUCCAGAAGAAUCUAGGUCUGUCUGUUCGAGAACUGUCUAGGGAUAAAGAAGAAGAUCUUAGAAGACUGUACUGUUGUUGGUGGUCACGUCCAUUACCACAACGCUAUCCAUUCCGGAGAAUUCUAUGCUUUGAAAGUACACGUUUAAGUUAUUUAUACGCCCAUCCAGUUGAGUUAGUUGGGGAUGUUUUCCGCUGUCUUGUACCAAUUCUUAGAAACCAAGAUGGUCAAGUGAUCACACCACUUCUAGCAACCGGUGAUCAGGGUUAUUCUGAGACUGUUAUGUUGAAGGGUAUGAUUGACGCCGCUGUCAAUUGGAUGAAAGCUGGCCUUCCACUCAGGCUACUGAAAAUAGUCGUUUUCACACGAUCGGUCAAAGAAGGCAAGAUGGAUUCUGCUAAUAAGAAGCAUUUUAAGGGAAUUUUAUCUCUUUUUACGGCUCUCAAAGAACAAUAUGAAUCUAAGGAAAUUGAAGAGAAGAACGACACCAUUGAAUUUGAUGUCUACAUUUCGUACAGUGAGAAAGACCUUGGUGUAGUGGACACGAUACAGGGCCUACUUAUGAAGGAGAAAAAAGACAUCAAGAUAUUCUCAGAACAACAAGACUUGGAUACCACUUGUGUCUGGCAAGAAAACAUGUACAAGGUCAUGGUGAAGUGUGCCAAAAUCAUAACAGUUUUAAGCCCAGCCUACCUGACAUCGGCCACGUGUACAGAACAGUACAACAUUGCAUUAUGCGUCAACAGAAAGACAAAUCGAGAUCGGCUGGCACCGUUCUACGUAGAACAGAUCGAACUUCUCCCAUCCUACAUGGGAUUAGUACAGUAUGUAAACUGCAGUCCACAUGACAAGCUGAAACUAGCUACUGCAUGCCAUCAAGUCAUUGUAGCUCUAACUCUGGAAGUUACCAUGGUUACACAGAAAGGACAAUCUAUAAAGAAGAGGAGCGACUUAAAUUAUGAUGUCUUUAUUUCAUAUUCGCACAAAAAUUCACAACAAGCAACGGCAGUUUUAAAUAAACUCACAAAUCUUAAUCCAGAUCUGAAGAUUUUCUUCGAUAAAGAGGAAUUGAAAACAGAACAUAUAGAAGACAUAGCGGAAGAAUUCACAUCAGUAAAAAUGGUGGAUGGAUUUCGGAAUGAUUUCCACAGCGUUGUAGACGUGACAUGUACUGACAUUGAUGAGAUGUAUGCGGAUUGCAAUAUUGCUCAUUUGACCGAAGAAUAUCGUUUAGUCAAGUAUCGCUCCAAAUAUGGAAACAAGGACACAUUUACGGAGAUUGCUGCAGCAGAAACUGAUCUCGGUAACAAAAGUUACGACAUCAUUCUCAGCUAUGCGCCGAGUGAUGCAAUGUACGCUAAGUUUUUCAGAGCGGUGAUUAGAAGAAGAGCACCCUCAUUGAAAUUAAUAGAUGCUGUGUCAACAGAUCAUCGACAGAUGGCUGUCUUGGAUAGCGCAUCUGUCAUCGUACCUUUAAUUUCUCCGGCAUAUGUUGAGUCCAACCAGGUAGUUGAGCUUCAGAUAGCGUUGUCACGUCAUCGCCUCGCUCAUGAUGAAUCAACUUUAUUCCCUAUAUUGUUGAACUAUCUACCGCAGAAACCAACGUACUUCCAUUUACUGCCAUACGAAGUGUCUUGCGUCGAUGAACACUGGCGAGAACAAGUUCGAAAUGAUCAUUUCGUAAUACCAGAUGUAGGUGUCACUCUUGGUAAAGCUGAAUCGUCAUUAUUGCCGGCCGUUUCAAAGGUCGCUGCUUGUGCACUUAUGAAAGCUGUAGAUAUUCUUCUUCUUAGGUUAAAUAGGCAACAACCGACAAUGUCUGGUACACAAAAUGUAGUGCUAUGUAACGUUGUCAAGCUGAGGCAUGAAAUACUGGCCACACAGAACGCAGAGUUUGUUGCCAGGGCCGAAAAGUUUUUGCUUGACUCAGUGAAAGAGACUGAAACUAUGGAAACCAAAGAUAAAACAGGAGAGUCAUCAUCGAGGCUAGAUAUUGUUGACCGGUCAGUAACGGUGGAGGAGAGUGGUACUGACAAACAAACAUCACCUCCAAGUGAAAGGAAAGCAAAAUCUGGAGAGGAAUCUAAUGAAGAUAAUUGGGCGAUGAUGGAUAUAAUUGCGCAUCAAGGUGCGUCAACUACAGUGGCCACUGCGUCACUGGACAUUGUUACAAGUAAGAAUGAGACUUCAGAUGAGAGCAAUGUUUCUGAACAUCCAACAGCACAAAACUCACUCUCAGCCACACCACAGGAAGUUGUACAGAGGCGUAGUGUUGCCUGUCAUCUUUUAUAA
This is a messenger RNA of Saccoglossus kowalevskii, 2575 nucleotides long. RefSeq lists its product as uncharacterized. Gene Ontology annotation, biological process: signal transduction. Lineage: Eukaryota; Metazoa; Hemichordata; Enteropneusta; Harrimaniidae. The record is from RefSeq and is a predicted model, not a curated record.